CGCUCUCUCUCUCUCUCUCUCUCUCUCUCUCUGGGCAUUCUGUUUCUAAAUGCAACAAGCGAUCCCGUACAGCAGCGGCCGGACGUGGUUCGCUCCAACGGUGGCGAGCAACGGCAUCAUCCACGUGACGGACAACGACCGCCCGUCCCUCGACGGGCCGUCGACGUCGUCCUCGUCGUCGGACGGCGGCGGGGGGUUGAGGAGGCUGGUGGCGGAGAACCCGGUGCUGGUGGUGGGGCGGCAGGGUUGCUGCUUGUGUCACGUGGUGAAGAGGCUGCUGCACGGACUGGGAGUCAACCCGACGGUGUGCGAGGUGGCGGAGGACGCCAAGUCGGCUCUGCUAGAGGAGCUGGCGGAGAUCGCCACCGCCGGCGGAGGCGGCGGUGGCGGUGGGGUUCAACAACAGGUGCUUUGUCCAGCGGUGUUCAUCGGGGGCAGGCUGGUAGGAGGGCUUGAUCGCCUCAUGGCCGUCCAUAUCUCCGGCGACCUCGUGCCAAUCUUAAAGGAAGCCGGAGCUCUCUGGCUCUAAAAUCUCUCCCUCUAAAAGUACUUCCUUUUGUCUUUUUUCUUUUGAUCUCAUUUUUGGUUUUAGUUUUGGAGUGGAAUAUGGUUCUAUUUCUAGUUUAAUUUCUACCAUGAUUUUUUCAUUAAAAAAAAAAAAAA
Elaeis guineensis (African oil palm) is the source of this 663-nucleotide messenger RNA. RefSeq names its product monothiol glutaredoxin-S9. Lineage: Eukaryota; Viridiplantae; Streptophyta; Magnoliopsida; Arecales; Arecaceae. The record is from RefSeq and is a predicted model, not a curated record.